Molecule: messenger RNA, 8636 nt
Organism: Coregonus sp. 'balchen'
Lineage: Eukaryota; Metazoa; Chordata; Actinopteri; Salmoniformes; Salmonidae
Source: the annotation of a GenBank genome assembly
UGAAUUUCAUUGGUUGAGAGACGUUUGUUUUACAUCGUAUGAGGAAGUAACCGGACGGUUAAUGAAAAGCUCGGGACGUUCGCAUUCUUGCGCCCAUUUUAACGCUUUCUUCUGAACCCGUCAACUAUGUCGAUCACGAACCCGAAACAAACUGUUCUGAAUCCGGUGAGAUGCUUAUUUGUUUUGUUGCGAAUCAUACUUGCUCAUACAUGAACUAAAGCGAGAUAAUAUUGAAUUCAGCUGUCAGUUGCCUAGCUAACAGCUAACGUUAGUUAUACAGCGAUGCCUCUUCUAUCAUUUACCAGGUUGAUAGGAAGCUGAAAAACAUGGUUUGGUACACGAACAGUCCCUCAAGUACUGUACCUUUCUGAAGUGUCAAUGUAGGCCAGGCGCGUGCGUGCAACGUUUUUGACAGCAGAAACUAGUUUCGCGAGCUCAUGCCGCGUUCAAGACAACUGGGAAAUGUCCGACUUGGAAACGCGUUGUAGAAUGAUGAGCUCAGUGUUCCACUUGAAAGUAUCAGAAUCAAACAAUAGGAAGCUCUAUGCAAAAAAAAAAAAAACGUGCGCCGAUUUUAACUCGGAGGUUCAGAGUUUCCAUGUCUUGAACGCAGCAUCAGGUCAUAAUUGCACUUUAGUAGAAUAUCUCAUAAUUUAUGUUAAACUGAAACACUCAUAUCUUAUGCAUUCAAACAACAACCUAGCCUGACUAGUUGGGUAUCAAUCAACACCUUCUACUCCACUCACAGACCAUUCCCUUUGCUGGGACAAUCCUGGGAGGUUUACAGCCUGGGGAGAUGGUGCUCAUUCAAGGCACUGUUCCCAGUGAUUGUGAGAGGUAUGGGGUUGAUUAAGGAUACACUACACACACGUCUCAAGAAUGACAUCACAUUACUGUCACAUGUCUCUAGUCAUGCAGUCAUAUGAAAGAGGAUUCACAGUUCAGAAAAUUUGAUGGAAGUUGAUGAAGAGGUAGCUUAUAGCAAACUACAGCUGUGUGCGUGUCCAGGUUUCAGGUGGACUUCACCUGUGGGAACAGCACAAAGCCCAGAGCGGACAUAGCCUUCCACUUCAACCCUCGCUUUAAGAGAUCUCCCUGCAUCGUGUGCAACACACUGCAGAGAGAGAGCUGGGGCAAGGAGGAGAUCCUGCAUAAGAAGGCCUUCACACUGGGGUCAACCUUUGAGAUGAUCGUCCUGGUGCAGAAAGACGAGUUUAAGGUGAGGAUGACUAGCGAUCAGAUCGAUGCCUUUAAGCCCAUACUCGUAAAGCGUCUCAUAGUAGCGGUGCUGAUCUAGGAUCCGUUUUGCGUAUUACUAAUCACAAUUAAUAAGAUUAAAUGGACUAUGGGGACCUGCUCCUAGAUCAGCACUCCUACUCUGAGAUGCUUGAUACAUACAGCCCCAGAUUCCCCUGAUCUAUAUAGCCUUUGUCCUGGACCAAUGUUCAGGUCCAUAAUUAUUCAUAACAAUAUGGUUAAUUGAAAAGACUGGCUCGUGGUUUUGUGGGAAUAGGUUUAGGUACUUUUUGGCCUUUUUGAGAGAGUUUCCAACAUGCAACACACUGAUACAUUUAAUGUAGAGAAAGGAAUGCGCUUGAAAUAAAAGUUUUCCUCUAUCACUUCCCUCCCCUGUCUCAGGCAAAAGCCUGUGUUUACAUCCCAAAUGGCACCCUAGUCCCUAUUUAGUGCACUACUUUUGACAAUAAUAAUAAUAUGCCAUUUAGCAGACGCUUUUAUCCAAAGCGACUUACAGUCAUAAGAGUUCAUAGUGCCCUAAUCAAAACUAGUUCACUAUAUAGGGAAUAGGGUGACAUUUGGGACACAUCCUGUGACUCAAAGAUUCACUUUCAUUUCCUUGUUUUUUGUGUCACGGUUCAGUCAGGUGGUUGUAUAUUAAGCAUGGGGAAAGUGCUAAGUCAGUUUUGCCGCAUGCCGUGUUAAUAAUUCAGUGUAAUAUAUUUUUCACUUCCCUCAGUGGUUGAGGUUGGCUUCAGAAGGUUUCUUAUGUUCUUCUGAGGUAAAAGCCAAAUACAGUGCAUUCGGAAAGUAUUCAGACCCCUUCCCUUUUUCCACAUUUUGUUACGUUACAGCCUUAUUCUAAAAUGGAUUAAAUAAUUUUUUUUCUUCAUCAAUCUACACACACUACCCCAUAAUGACAAAGCGAAAACAGGUUUUUAAAAAUGUUUGCAAAUAUGUUAAAAAUUAAAAACAGAAAUACCUUAUUUACAUAAGUAUUCAGACCCUUUGCUAUGAAACUCAAAAUUGAGCACAGGUGCAUCCUGUUUCCAUUGAUCAUCCUUGAGAUGUUUCUACAACUUGAUUGGAGUCCACCUGUGGUAAAUUCAAUUGAUUGGACAUGAUUUGGAAAGGCACACACCUGUCUAUAUAAGGUCCCACAGUUGACAGUACAUGUCAGAGCAAAAACCAAGCCAUGAGGUUGAAGGAAUUGUCCGUAGAGCUCCAAGGCAGGAUUGUGUCGAGGCACAGAUCUGGGGAAGGGUACCAAAACAUUUCUGCAGCAUUGAAGGUCCCCAAGAACACAGUGGUCUCCAUCAUUCUUAAAUGGAAGAAGUUUGGAACCAGCAAGACUCUUCCUAGAGCUGGCCGCCCAGCCAAACUGAGCAAUCAGGGGAGAAAGGCCUUGGUCAGGAAGGUGACCAAGAACCCGAUGGUCACUCUUACAGAGCUCCAGAGUUCCUCUGUGGAGAUAGAACCUUCCAGAAGGACAACCAUCUCUGCAGCACUCCAUCAAUAAGGCCUUUAUGGUAGAGUGGCCAGAUGGAAGCCAUACGUUUUUGCUUUGUCAUUAUGGGGUAUUGUGUGUACAGUCGUGGUCAAAAGUUUUGAGAAUGACACAAGUAUUGGUCUUCAAAGUUAGCUGCUUCAGUGUUUUUAGAUAUUUUUGUCAGAUGUUACUAUGGUAUACUGAAGUAUAAUUACAAGCAUUCCAUAAGUGUCAAAGGCUUUUAUUGACAAUUACAUUAAGUUUAUGCAAUUACAUUAAAAAUACUUAUUUUUCAAGAUCUCUGCAAUCCGCCCUGGCAUGCUGACAAUUAACUUCUGGGCCACAUCCUGACUGAUGGCAGCCCAUUCAUAAUAACAUCAAUAAUAAUAAUCAAUGCUUGGAGUUUGUCAGAAUUUGUGGGUUUUUGUUUGUCCACCUGCCUCUUGAGGAUUGACCACAAGUUCUCAAUGGGAUUAAAGUCUGGGGAGUUUCCUGGCCAUGGACCCAAAAUGUCAAUGUUUUGUUCCCCGAGCCACUUAGUUAUCACUUUUGCCUUAUGGCAAGGUGCUCCAUCAUGCUGGAAAAGGCAUUGUUCAUCACCAAACUGUUCUUGGAUGGUUGGGAGAAGUUGCUCUCGGAGGAUGUGUUGGUACCAUUCUUUAUUCAUGGCUGUGUUCUUAGGCAAAAUUGUGAGUGAGCCCACUCCCUUGGCUGAGAAGCAACCCCACACUUGAAUGGUCUCAGGAUGCUUUACUGUUGGCAUGACAGGACUGAUGGUAGCGCUCACCUUGUCUUCUCCGGACAAGCUUUUUUCCGAAUGCCCCAAACAAUCGGAAAGGGGAUUCAUCAGAGAAAAUGACUUUACCCCUGUCCUCAGCAGUCCAAUCCCUGUACCUUUUGCAGAAUAUCAGUCUGUCCCUGAUGUUUUUCCUGGAGAGAAGUGGCUUCCUCGCUGCCCUUCUUGACACCAGGCCAUCCUCCAAAAGUCUUCGCCUCACUGUGCGUGCAGAUGCACUCACACCUACCUGCUGCCAUUCCUGAGCAAGCUCUGCACUGGUGGUGCUCCGAUCCCACAGCUGAAUCAACUUUAGGAGACGGUCCUGGCGCUUGCUGGACUUUCUUGGGCGCCCUGAAGCCUUCUUCACAACAAUUGAACCUCUCUCCUUGAAGUUCUUGAUGAUCCGAUAAAUGGUUGAUUUAGGUGCAAUCUUACUAGCAGCAAUAUCCUUGCCUGUGAAGCCCUUUUUGUGCAAAGCACAUGUUUCCUUGCAGGUAACCAGAGGAAGAACAAUGAUUUCAAGCACCACCCUCCUUUUUAAAGCUUCCAGUCUGUAAUUCUAACUCAAUCAGCAUGACAGAGUGAUCUCCAGCCUUGUCCUCGUCAACACUCUCACCUGUGUUAACGAGAGAAUCACUGACAUGAUUCAGCUGGUCCUUUUGUGGCAGGGCUGAAAUGCAGUGGAAAUGUUUUUUGGGGAUUAAGUUCAUUUUCAUGGCAAAGAGGGACUUUGCAAUUAAUUGCAAUUCAUCUGUUCACUCUUCAUGACAUUCUGGAGUAUAUGCAAAUUGCCAUCAUAAAAACUGAGGCAGCAGACUUAGUGAAAAUUAAUAUUUGUGUCAUUCUCAAAACUUUUGACCACGACUGUAGAUUGAUGAGGGGAAAAAACAAUUGAAUCCAUUUUAGAAUAAGGCUGUAACGUAACAAAAUGUGGAAUAAGUCAAUGGGUCUGAAUACUUUCCGAAUGCAUUGUAUAUCACUGAGAGUUUAUUUGUGGCUUUUUACCACAUUGUACGAGCUUUUAGGGUUUCUAUAUCAGAUCUGGAAAUAUCCUCCAUGUAGAUAACCGAGCAACAGAGCUGGCUCUUCUAGGGCAUAUUCAUAGUGCAAAGCACACCUUAGCAAAAUGUAGCAAAACGUUUUGCAUUGGAAAACUAAAACAAGUGUUUCUCAUUGGACAAGGUGUGGAAGUCCUAGUCCCUCCCUUUUUCAGUCUGUUUUCUUCCAUUUGCCUAGUGAAUACGAGCCUGGCAAGCUAACUAGCCAUCUUGCUGCUCCUCUUAGGAAUCAGCUUGUUACUUGUUACUUAUGUUGGAGCAGAGAGGCUAUGGAAGCCUUUAGAGCACGUGCCAAAUGUAUUCCACGGAGGGCCGAGUGUCUGCGGGUUUUCGAUCCUCCCUUGUAUUUGAUUGAUUAAUUAAGGUCACUAAUUAUACUGAACAAAAAUAUAAACGCAACCAUUUCAAAGAUUUUACUGAGUUACAGUUCAUAGAAGGAAAUCAGUCAAUUUUAAUAAAUAAAUUGGGCCCUAAUCUGUUGAUUUUACAUAACUGGGCAGGGGCGCAGCCAUGGGUGGGCCUGGGAGGGCAUAGGCCCACCCACUAGGGAGCCAGGCCCAGCCAAUAAAAAUGAGUUUUUCUCCACAAAAUGGUUUUAUUACAGACAGAAAUAAUCCUCAGAACCACCUCUCCAUAAGACGAUCCCACACGUGAAAAAGGCAGAUGUGGAAGUCCUGGGCUGACAUGGUUACAUGUGGUCUGCGGUUGUGAGGCCAGUUAGAUGUACUGCUAAAUUCUCAAAAAGGACAUUGGAGGCGGCAUGUCAGAGAAAUUAACAUAAAAUUAUCUGGCAACAGCUCUGUUGGACAUUCCUGCAGUCAGCAUGUCAAUUGCACGGUCCCUCAAAACUUGAGACGUUGUGUGACAGAACGGCACAUUUUAGUGGCCUUUUAUUGUCCGCAGCACAAGGUGCACCUGUGUAUUGAUCAUGCUGUUUAAUCAGCUUCUUGAUAUGCCACACCUGUCAGGUGGAUGGAUUAUCUUGGCAAAGGAGAAAUACUCACUAACAGGGAUGAAAACAAAUUUGUGCACACGAUUUGAGAGAAAUAAGCUUUUUGUGCGUAUGGAAAAUGUCUGGGAUCUUUUAUUUCAGCUCAUGAAACAUGGGACCAACAUUUUACAUGUUGCGUUUAUAUUUUUGUUCAGUAUAGUAAACAACUCCCCUCACCUGGUUGUCUAGGUCUUAAUUGAAAGGACAAAACAAAAACCCACAGACACUAGACCCUCCAUGGAAUGAGUUUGACACCUCUGCUUUAGAGGAUUCUCAAACUGUUUGUCUCAGUGUUAUCUCUUCUCUCUAGGUGGCAGUGAACGGUGCUCAUGUACUGCAGUAUAAACACAGACUGGACCUGGAUAAGGUGGACACACUGGCCAUAUCUGGAAAGGUCCAGAUUCAGGCCAUCGGCUUCAUCCCCAGCUCUGUAAGUAACUCAUCCUAACUUCAUUGUUAUUUGUCAGAUGGUAUGAAAUAUUUUAUAUAAUCUAGCUAUAGCCUAACUGGCUUUAUGCUUUCAAGGCCUAUAGCCAAAUGUUAUGCACCUCAAGUUGAAUUCUACAGAAGACUUGCAUGCCUUUGAUGGAGAUUUAAGUUCCGAACAUCAGUUUGACCUGUUGUGAUGAUGUGACCCAUGGGUGGUAGAAGUUUUGUUUUGUCACUUCAAAUUGCAGAACUCCGGUCCACCUCCACCUGGUGUUGUGAACAACAGAGGCCCACUAGCCAAUGUAAGGAAGUUGCUUUUUCAACAUGAAAUAAAGGGAAAUCUAUUGUUGCUAAGACUGCUAACACGGUUGUGGUGCUUUUGGAGGGGAGCCUUUUUGACUCCAAGCGAUGGGAUUGUUUAACACACUGCAUGGACUGUUUAAUCCAAUACGUAUAACAUUACAUUCAAGUAAAGUAUGCUUUCUCUGUAAUGUGAGCAAAAAAAUAAUCUCUGUAAUAAAAGCAAAAUAUCUACUUUCUUUCUGACAGGCAGUGCUUUCAAUGUCAGAUGACUUGGUAAGUUGUUAUUACAAAAUAUAUUAAAUGAUUGUAAUAUGAAGCAGCUGUGCUGCCAAUGUAAUACAUCACACAUUUGAUUAGAAUGAAAUUGGCAAAACAUUAUUUAUUUUUUUCAAAUCAAAUUCAACACCCUGGUGCCACAACAGCUGGGCCUUUGGAAAUUAUCUUAUUGAAUCACCUAUUACACACAUGGACAAAUAUCCUAAUAAGGACUUUGAUGUACAUGUAAUUUUCCACAACGUCAUGGUCAUCAGAGCCUGGAAGAUUUGGUGCCAUGUACUGUACUACCUAGAGCCUUAUAUUUGCAAUACAACGCUCUGGUACUAGCUAAGGCUCAAUACGUUACUCUAUACCAAGUCUGUUUUGUGAUGCACCAUUUGAAUACUUUCCUCGUCUGACAUAUGAACUGCUUUUUAUUUGUGUGGCCUGCUGACAGAAGUAAUUUGAGAUAUUUUUUUGCAGAGUCUGCCCUUCAGGGGCAAACUGACCAAUGGGUUGAGUGUAGGACAUACUAUCACAAUCAAAGGACAGACCAGCCUGUACCCACACAGGUAUGUAUGUAGCAGGCUAGGGGACAUGAAAGGAUUGUCCAAAUAUAUAAAAUAGAAUUCACAUUACUCUGUUCAAAUUCCACACCAUUCUUUAUCCACAAAUUCUCUGAAAUGUAGCAACAGUUCAAUAACAUUGAUGAAAUGCAGUGUUUUGUCGUUCACUGUUAAAUGUACUUUUGAAUUUAACUUGUAGCUUCUUGGUGAACCUGAGAGUCGGUAACACGGAGGACAUAGCGUUCCACCUGAACCCCCGUAUGAAGGCCGGUGUGUUCAUCCGUAACUCCUACCUGUCCGAGUGCUGGGGCCCCGAGGAGAACACCCUGCCCAGCUUCCCCUUCUCCCCUGGGGAGUACUUUGAGGUAACCCACCCCCCCCUCUCCCUCUGUACUCCACUGGAGUGUAUUCAUUAGCAAAACGUUGGGCAACAGAAAACAUUUAGCAAGUUUCUUAUUGGUCAAGUUCAGGUAGUCCCUCUCUGUUUCCGUCCAUUUUCUUCCGUUUGGUGUCUAGUGAAUACGACCCUGGAUUCACCUGAAAUGUCUGGGAACUAUCAGUACCACUUCAGGGUUGCUUUCAUAAAAAUAGCUGGCCUCCCGAGUGGCGCAGCGGUCUAAGGCAGUGCAAGCUGCGUUACUACAGAUCCUGGUACCGGUCUGUGUCGCAGCCGGGAGACCCAUGAGGCGACACACAAUUGGCCCAGCGUCAUCCGGGUUAGGGGAGGGUUUGGCCGGCCGGGAUGUCCUUGUCCCAUCGUGCUGUAGCGACUCCUGUGGCGGGCCGGGCGCAUGCACGCUGACACGGUCGCCAGGUGUACAGUGUUUCCUCCGACACAUUGGUGCGGCUGGCUUCCGGGUUAAGCGUGAAUUGUGUCAAGAAGCAGUGUGGCUUGGCGGGGUUGUGUUUCAGAGGACGCAUGGCUCUCGACCUUCGCCUCUCCCGAGUCCGUACGGGAGUUGCAGCGAUGGGACAAGACUGUAACUACCAAUUGGAUAUGACGAAAAGGGGGUAAAAAAAAUACAUAAUAAAAAUGUCAUAUCAAUAGUCUUAAGACCGAAAAGUUCAGUUUGAAAUGCCAGUAUCUGCAUUAAUUCACAGCAAGGCCCAACAAUGGAAAGAUACAGCAUUACACUGAAUCAUUCUGAAUCGCAUUGUCUUAUGUCAGAUAGCAUGACUUUCAUUCCAUUAUGGAGGAGUGAUGCCGCCUGAUGCAAGACCACGUCUGAAUACUUCAUCUGAUUCUACCCCUCAUAUCCUCUCCCGUGUGUUGCUCGUUCUAGAUGAUCAUCCUGUGUGAGGCCAACCAGUUCAAGGUAGCGGUGAACGGGGUCCACCAUCUGGACUAUAAGCACCGUGUCCAGGACCUGAGCCGUAUUACCGAGCUGGAGAUCCUGGGAGACCUGCAGCUGCUGGAUAUCAAGCUGUGGUGACCCCUGACCUCCAAAAAUCGGUCUUAUGUCCCAAUUGUCUCUCCUUCCUCCCAAAGUGUGCACUUGUUCACAUUCCUUCACUGAUUUGAAAGGAAAUG